Ectocarpus siliculosus is the source of this 803-nucleotide messenger RNA. The record is from the annotation of a GenBank genome assembly. NCBI's taxonomy places the organism in Eukaryota, Phaeophyceae, Ectocarpales, Ectocarpaceae.
ACUCCACGCACGUAACGAUGGCAUCCCAUGUCGUCCGGGCCUCAGUGGUAAAGCGUCUGUACAAGGACAUUCUUCGUCAGCAUCGUUUUGCGCUGCCGCCGAAGCACCGUGAGCUUGGCGAUCGAUAUGUCAGAUCGGAGUUCAAAGCCCACAAAGAAGCCACAGGGGACCAGGUUGCCCAGUUCAUGCACGCGUGGCGGAGCUACCUCGAGCAACUUCGAAACCAGGGCGGGCAGGUGGGUCGGUCCUUGAGCGCAGCCGAUGUGUCCCACCUUAACGACGAGCAACGGAAGCAGCUAGUCCGAUUGAAGCAGCAGGCGUCGUCGUCGCCGCCAUCUUCCGCGUCGGGGGGGGCGCAGGGGCGAUGAUACUUGGCGAUAGUGCAUCUGUCGACGCUCAAUAGUUUGUAUUUUCGUGUGGGCGGGUUACUGUUUCUGUCUUGCCAAGUGUUAUGCCCACUUGAGCGUCCUCGAAGGCCGUUUUUUUUUGCUGUCCUUCGGAGUGGAUUAUUUCCUCGGCCGUCUGCGUUUUUGUGGGAGUUUCGUAGGGGUCGCCGCCUUGUUAACGAUAAGCCUCUUUCUCGUUCUUUUGCCCUGCCCGAUUUAGAUAGCCCUGCUGUGGCUCUUCUUGUAAAUCCCCGCGCGACCGUGUUAUCACGCGACGCGCGUUUCGAGAGACUCGGCAUUGCAUGUUCUGCAGUCUACUUUGUUAGUUGUGUAGGCCUUGUCGGCAUUGGUGUUCCUGUUGCGCAGCGGCGCCGGCGUUUUGAUUGAAAAACACACAUCCACGUCAGCUUUCCUAUU